Pipistrellus kuhlii (Kuhl's pipistrelle) is the source of this 1954-nucleotide messenger RNA. RefSeq names its product TNF alpha induced protein 1 (gene TNFAIP1). Lineage: Eukaryota; Metazoa; Chordata; Mammalia; Chiroptera; Vespertilionidae. The transcript has 8 exons. Gene Ontology annotation, molecular function: ubiquitin-protein transferase activity; protein binding. Bases 504 to 1481 code for a protein of 325 amino acids. Gene Ontology annotation, cellular component: Cul3-RING ubiquitin ligase complex. The record is from RefSeq and is a predicted model, not a curated record. Gene Ontology annotation, biological process: negative regulation of Rho protein signal transduction; protein ubiquitination; proteasome-mediated ubiquitin-dependent protein catabolic process.
AGUCUCAGGCUCCUGGGCCCGCCCCGUUGGGCGGCAGCUCGGGGAGGAGUGUGCGGUCGGAGGAUGUGAUUUCACAGCCCGGGAUUGCUGUUUGAAGGGCGGCCACAUCCUAGGGGCCGCACAGUGUCGGCCUGCAACCCACCUGACCGGAGAGGCGCCGCUGGGGACGGACCCGUACCUCCUCCCACCGCCGAGGUUGUUUGCCCUUUAUUCUGCUUGGGUUCCCCUUAGCUUCGCUGCUUGUGACACGGAUACGCCCCUAGCUUCAGGCAUCCCCAGAUAGCCACACACACAAAGUCCGGAAGGAAGAGCACUGAGCUCCCAGUGGAAACUUCAUUCUCACAGGAAUUACUUUCUGGGCGUUACCUGACAGAAUCCCGGGAACCUAUUGCCUUUAGAGUAUGAGGCUCUCACCUCCACUGGCCACUCACUCGUGACCCUUCACCACGGCGGAACCUUCCAAGCCCACCUCUUGCCGUGUGGUGAUCUACCUGAAGCGGGAGAUGUCGGGGGAUACCUGCUUGUGCCCAGCUUCAGGGGCCAAGCCCAAGCUAAGCGGCUUCAAGGGAGGAAGCCUGGGCAACAAAUACGUCCAGCUCAAUGUGGGCGGCUCGCUGUACUACACCACCGUGCGGGCACUCACCCGGCACGACACCAUGCUCAAGGCCAUGUUCAGCGGGCGCAUGGAGGUGCUGACUGACAAGGAAGGCUGGAUCCUCAUAGACCGAUGUGGAAAGCACUUUGGCACCAUUUUGAAUUACCUCCGUGAUGAUACCAUCAUCCUCCCUCAGAACCGUCAAGAAAUCAAGGAAUUGAUGGCUGAAGCGAAAUAUUACCUCAUUCAGGGCCUGGUGAACAUGUGCCAGAGUGCCCUGCAGGACAAGAAGGACUCCUACCAGCCCGUGUGCAACAUCCCCAUCAUCACCUCCCUGAAGGAGGAGGAGAGGCUCAUCGAAUCUUCCACCAAGCCUGUGGUGAAGCUGCUGUACAACAGAAGCAACAACAAGUACUCCUACACCAGGCCUGCUGGCCCUCCUGGGUUUUUCAGCAACUCCGACGACCACCUACUGAAAAACAUUGAGCUGUUCGACAAGCUCUCGCUGCGCUUCAACGGCCGUGUGCUCUUCAUCAAGGACGUCAUCGGGGAUGAGAUCUGCUGCUGGUCGUUCUAUGGCCAGGGUCGCAAGCUGGCCGAGGUGUGCUGCACCUCCAUUGUGUAUGCGACCGAGAAGAAGCAGACCAAGGUGGAAUUUCCAGAGGCCCGGAUCUACGAGGAGACACUCAACGUCUUACUCUACGAGACCCCGCGAGUCCCAGACAACUCCUUGUUGGAGGCCACAAGCCGUAGCCAUAGCCAGGCUUCCCCCAGUGAAGACGAGGAGACCUUUGAACUACGGGACCGUGUCCGUCGCAUCCAUGUCAAACGCUAUAGCACUUACGAUGACCGCCAGCUGGGCCACCAGUCUGCCCAUCGUGACUGACAAAACCCUCAGGGAGCCAGGGCAUGGGACCCCCCCGACUCCCGUCCUGUGGAACCCUGCCCUAUUGGCCAGCCCACGCUGCUGCUGGCUGGGCUUCUGCUCCAGCUCCCACAGGCAUGCUAGGCCCUGCCUGCGAGGUCAGAGGGCCUGAGUAGGGGAGGGACCACAUUGCUUUGCCCUGCUCCCUGAGCACUUCAAAAUGGCUGAGUCCUGGCCCCUUUGCUCAGCAUCUCCCUUCCUGUGACAGGGAGCUGCUUCUGCCCCCGGGGUGAGUGGACUAAUGUGCCCACAUCCUGCUAGAGCAUCCCCUGGGCCCUUUGCUAAAUGCCCCUUUGCUUAGCCGAGGCCCACAGGAAGUGGGUCAUUCUGUGGAGAAGGUGCUGCUGGUGCUGUGGAGGCCCAGUUUCUUACAAGGUGGGGCUCCUUUUUUCUUACGAUGUUUAAGCACAGGCUUGAGGUUUGUGGGUUUUUUU